Molecule: messenger RNA, 3808 nt
Organism: Sus scrofa (pig)
Lineage: Eukaryota; Metazoa; Chordata; Mammalia; Artiodactyla; Suidae
Gene: NPY4R
Product: neuropeptide Y receptor Y4
Biological process (GO): G protein-coupled receptor signaling pathway
Cellular component (GO): neuron projection; plasma membrane
Molecular function (GO): neuropeptide binding; pancreatic polypeptide receptor activity
Source: RefSeq, a predicted model, not a curated record
GGAGGGAGCAGGGCGGGCGGACAGGCAGGGCGGCUCCGCUCGGCAGGCAGAGAGCGACCGGCCGCCGGAUCAGGCAUUGUCACUGAAUCACCUGGAAUCUUCUCACAACCGCCAUGAACAUCUCUCACUUCCUGGGCUUGCUGUUCCCAGGAGCCCCACAGGGUCAAAACAGGAGCAAGGCAAAGGGCAUCCCAUACAAUUUCUCUGACCAUUGCCAGGAUUCCAUAGACCCAAUGGUCUUCGUUGUCACCUCCUAUAGCAUUGAGACCAUUGUGGGGGUUCUGGGCAACCUCUGCCUGAUAUGUGUGACCAUUAGGCAGAAGGAGAAGGCCAAUGUGACCAACCUUCUUAUUGCCAACCUGGCCUUCUCUGACUUCCUCAUGUGCCUCAUCUGCCAGCCGCUCACGGCCAUCUAUACCAUCAUGGACUACUGGGUCUUUGGCGAGGUCCUUUGCAAGAUAUCAGCCUUUAUCCAAUGUAUGUCAGUGACGGUCUCCAUCCUCUCGCUUGUCCUUGUGGCGCUGGAGAGGCAUCAGCUCAUCAUCAACCCAACAGGCUGGAAACCCAGUGUCUCCCAGGCCUACCUGGGGAUUGUGGUCAUCUGGCUCAUUGCCUGCUUCCUCUCCCUGCCCUUCCUGGCCAACAGCAUCUUACAGAAUGUCUUUCACAAGAACCACUCCAAGGCUGUGGAGUUUCUGGCAGAUAAGGUUGUCUGUACCGAGUCCUGGCCACUGGAGCAUCACCGCAUCAUCUAUACCACCUUCCUGCUGCUCUUCCAGUACUGUAUCCCGCUGGCCUUCAUCCUGGUCUGCUACGUGCGCAUCUACCAGCGUCUGCGAAAGCGGGGGCGGGUAUUCCACAAGGGUGCCUACAGCUCGCGGGCUUGGCAGAUGAAGCGGAUCAAUGGCAUCCUUGCGGCAAUGGUGGUGGCCUUUGCCGUGCUCUGGCUGCCCCUGCAUGUGUUCAACAGUCUGGAGGACUGGUACCAUGAGGCCAUCCCCAUCUGUCAUGGCAACCUCAUCUUUUUGGUGUGCCACCUGCUCGCCAUGGCCUCCACCUGUGUCAACCCUUUCAUCUAUGGCUUUCUCAACACCAACUUCAAGAAGGAGGUCAAGGCCUUGGUGCUGACUUGCCAGCAGAGCAUCCCUGUGGAGGAGUCCGAGCAUCUGCCUCUGUCUACAGUGCAAACAGAGAUCUCCAAAGGGUCUCUGAGGCUCAGUGGCAGGUCCAACCCCAUCUAGCCAGGUCUAGGGCUUUUCAUUGCCAUGUUCAUUGCCAGACUCCUUCACUUAGCUAACUGGGCACAUUGCAAGCUAGGGGUGGCACUCCAACAUUACUGGCUUUGUGGGGCCCAGAUAGGGUGGCAAGAACCUGUUUUUGCAUCCAUUAGUGCCAUGAAGCCUGGCAUUCAGAUGAUUCAGCUGUUGUUCCUAGGGGAAUUCUGAGUCUGGAUUCUACAGGGCACACACAGUGUGCCUUGCAGCUUGAGCAGAUGCCAGAGCCGGAGAUGGUCUGAUUGUAGCAGGCAGAGUUCAUUCUGGUCACUCAGCAACAGAUGCUGAGCCUGAGAACCCAGGAGUCUCACCUCCACCAGCAAAACUGCAAGGCUGUUUUGGGAAGAACACGUGGAAUCAGAGUUCUGGACUUUGGUCAACCUCUACCACUGUGGGAGAUGAUGUUUGUGGAUAGGCUUUGUAAGUGGUAAAGAGUUCUGCGGAGGCAAGCCAGUGGGAUUACUGUAUGUCAUUAUUAUAUCCAGCUGCAGAGAAGGGAUUCUGGUAGCCUGCUCAUGCUCCUCUGCAGUAGGAAGAUCAGCCCCCUGCAGCAGGAAUUCCAGGGUUGGCAUCCUACUCCAUCCUUUUUCUCUUUCGUUGCAUCUACCACCAUGUAUGGAUAUAAGCCUGCAAGUAUCUCUCCUUGAUGAGAUUGUGAGCACCUUGAGGAUGCCGUCUGUAUGGUCAUAGACCUUGGGUCCUCCAUGCCUGGGACAGGCCCUGACACAGGGAGAGAGCUCCAGAAAGGUUUACCAUGGAGACAAGAAAGGUUACUAAGGCAGUAGGCAUCCCAACUGGGUGCUCAGCUGAGAAGAGGCACCUGGCCCCCGGUUCAGUGUGGGCAGUGCUCGGGCUGUGGCAGUCACACUCUCUCACCUGCCGUUCCUUACCUCCCAGGACCUUUCUUGACAAGGCAGCUUGCCAGGGACUCUGUGACACUCUCCAUUGUCAACCCCCUACAGAGACUUACAGUACUCAAGACUGUGACUCUAGCCUGUUCAUUCCACACUCUGCCCCAAGGUGCCUUGUCCCAAGUCAUGUGCCACGGUUCUUCCAAAGCCCCCCUAGGACUUUGGGCCUCCCAGAAGCUCUCAGUAGUGGCAGGGCCAGGGAGUUCUUAGAAUUUGGCUUAAUGGAGCACUGGCUGAAAGGAGCAGGGGGUCCUCCUUCCUCUAGCCAGCCAGGGAAAAUGAGAAGGAGCUGUGAUGUAUGUGAGUAUCUCACCCUUGGAGGUCAAGGGUCAGUCUUCCAGAUGCUGAGCCAGAUCCAAGGCUUCAUCUCUCUAUGGAAAAGACAGCUUGUCCUUGCAGAGAAGGAACUUGCUCGUGGGCCACCUUGGCUGGUAUGUCCAGGCCUGGCUGUGCCUGCUCAGAGGCACUCUGCCUCCAGCUGAGCGAUUAGUGGCCAACCCACCAUAGCCUCCUGGGGGCAGGGAUUCAGGUUUCUAGAACCCCUGAGGAGCCUCACUGUGAGGAGCCUAGAAGAUUGGCUUUACACAGGGAAUCCAGCAGCAGGAGACUGAACAGCCACAUCUGACCAUCUCUCUGACCUGGCCUCUGAACAAAAACCCUUACACUCAACACGCAAAUCAAUUGCUCUUGGAGCCACCAGUGCCCUUCCUGGAGCUGUUUGUUUUGUCUCAAGUUUUGGUUGCAUCUCCCGUUAUAUUCCUUUGCUUGCUUUUAUCUGGAAUUUUUGGGACAGAUUGUUGAGCCAUUCUCUUGGAUGCAGCUUGUGCUUGUCCUCUGGUGCCAUCCGUGCUGGCUGCUCCAGGUAACCACAUGCCCGUGAAGCCCAGGCCCUGGGACCUAGACCAGCAAGAUAUCAUUGCUUACUUUCUCCAAGGAAUUGGGGGCCUCAGUUUCCUCCAGAUCCCGUGAAUUGUUUGGGAGUUUGCCUGUCAUCAUUCCUCAGUGGUGCCAAGAUGCUUAAGACCAAGAAUGCUUUAGGGUGCUAGCAUGCCUGAGGACUGGGGGACCAGGCUGGGCAUCUGGUGAAGGUCUUUGGCAUUGGAAAUUGGGGUAGUGUGUGGAAAUCUUGUUGAGCAUCUUCUGUGCUUCCCUUCCCUUGCUGGGUUGGCACAGACGGUCUGGAUAGCUGUCCCCUGCUCCUGGUUCCUAAUGACCCUUGGUGUUUCCUAGUUAUCCAACACUCUUGGCACUUGGAUCUCAGUGUGCUAAGAAGACCGGAAGCUUUAGGAUCACUUGGAGCUUGUUAGACAUGCAGAAUCUCUCCUCCUACCCUAAAUUUAGUGAAUCAGAAUCUGUAUUUUAUCAAGAUCUCCAAGUUAACGGUGCAAAUACUUGAAUUUGAGAAGCUUUGCUCUAGGAAACAGAUUGCCUUGGAUCCUGGAGACACUUGGUGAGCACCUGUAGACACCCCCUGUGGGAUCUAUAGGAAUCCUAGUUCCAGAGAGAGGGCUGGGAAUGGUCUUGCUGAAAAGGUAGAUUCAGUUUUGGUUGGUUGUCCAUCUCUGACUGCACGUGGACAUAUUUCUUAUGAAGCCUUUUCCUUCCUUCAAUAAAUAUUUGUGA